CUCUGAUACUAUUGUGCUUAACACCAUCCCUUUCCUAUUGUUGUUGUUAUUCGGGUACUCGUUCCAAUUACUCAAACCCAUCCUCCAACCAACUCAACAAAGAAAAACAGAAAACAGAAUGGGCCACCACCACAAAACCCUCUGCAAAGAAACGGUAGCCAAACCCCCGAGUUCGAAAUGGAGCACGACCUCGUGUGCAGCCUUCCGCAAAGACUCCGACAAGACCGCUUCCGCGCAAGUCUGCUGCGGCGCGACCACCAACAUCACAGAAUACGAUACCUGUUAUGGGUUCUGCACGACGACGGGGAAUCAGUCGGCCGUGGUGUCGUGCUUGGAGGAUGCGGGACUCGAGGCCAAGGCGUAUAAUCAUAGUGAUGCGUCGGGGGCGGGCGCGGUGAUGGUGCUUUCGGGGGGUGUUUCGAAGGGGGCGUUGGGGAUUGCCAUGUUGGGGUUUUUGGGGGUGGUGAUGGAUUUGGUUGUUUGCCCAACAACAACAACAACAACAACAGCAUACAACAAUAAUCAUAACCGUAACCGCCACCCCAACCACCACCCAAACCCCUCCUACACCUCCCCAACCCUCUUCCAAAACUCCAUCCUAAACAUCAGUAACACCUACCGUCUCGCCCACAACGCAACAAACCUCACCUGGAACACCACUCUCACCGAAUACGCCCAAUCCUGGCCGAGCAAUAACGGCCCUACGGCGAAAACCUCGCCUUCGGGUACCCCAACACCACCCCUCUCGAUAUGCGCCUGGGGCGACGAGCGCCAAAAGUACGAUUUCAAGUUACCCACGGGGUUUAGUGAGGAAACGGGACAUUUCACGCAGCUUUGUGUGGCGGGCGACGCGACAGGUGGGGUGCGCGGCGGUGGAUUGCGGGUUGAAUGGGACGAGGAAUGGGUCGACGGGGGAUUUUGUGAGCCGCAGGGGUGGUUUGUGGUGUGUGAGUAUGAGCCCAGGGGGAAUAUUAUGGGCGGGGAUAAGAGGUUGGGGGAUAAGGAGUUUUUUAAGAUUAAUGUGCAGGAGGGGAGGAGUUAUGAGGGGCCGGAUGAGACGGGGAGUGGGAGUGAAGGGGGAGUGGGAGUAGUUGGGCGGAUGGGGGGUGGAGGGGAUUGA
Aspergillus sclerotioniger CBS 115572 is the source of this 1120-nucleotide messenger RNA. Its product is annotated as putative extracellular SCP domain protein Pry1. Bases 119 to 1120 code for a protein of 333 amino acids. The transcript is spliced from 3 exons. The record is from RefSeq and is a predicted model, not a curated record. NCBI's taxonomy places the organism in Eukaryota, Fungi, Ascomycota, Eurotiomycetes, Eurotiales, Aspergillaceae.